This is a messenger RNA of Chara braunii, 4894 nucleotides long. NCBI's taxonomy places the organism in Eukaryota, Viridiplantae, Streptophyta, Charophyceae, Charales, Characeae. The record is from the annotation of a GenBank genome assembly.
AGAUAGUAGUUGAAUGGUGAAAGUAGGCAAGUUAGAGACUUGACGGUCGAUUGUUUUGUUAAAACCUUUCAUCCCUCAACAGGUGUUUGAGAAAACGUAAAGAUGGCGGACGCCAACGGAAUCGAGCGGGGUCCGGGUGCUACACCUGAGGACUUCGUCAAGGCAUUGGAAAAAAGAGAGAUGGCACGACUUCAGGUGCCCAAGGUUAACAUUUUUCACUUCAACGGGGAUAGAGUGUCCGAGUGGCUUGAGUUGCUGGAGCAGGUCAUUAGCGAGGCGUUAGAAGCAGACAAAUUCAAGCUGAUGCCUAGGUAUGUAUGGCGGGAGCUUAGACCUGAGGUAGUGAAGGUAGCGGCCGACGCAAAUGGUGAGUGGGCAAAGUUUAAAGAGGAGAUGCAGAGACGUUUCAAGUUAGGUGACGGCUUGCUCACCAAAGAAGACCUGGAAAUGUUGAGACGUGAUGAGUUCUCCACAGUGGGGGCCUUCGCCACGACGUUUGAGAAAAUGGCAAAGAAAGUCCCAGGGUUGGCAGAAGAGGAGCAGUGUGUCACUUUCCUAGAGCACUUCAAGAACUGGGAGGGCUCGUCGCUAACUAAGAAGGCUGCGCCAGGAAAGAAGCUCGCUUGGGCUGCCAUAAAGGAAGGCGUAAUGGACGAAGAACUGGACCAGGUAGACAUCUUCCAGAUGAGGCAGGCUAGGAAGAAAAGGAAGGCCUUAGACGCUACGACGAGUGAUGGGUGCGACUUCAAGAAAAUGGUGGAGGAUGCGGUGGCCCAACUCCAUGCAGCGAAGGACGCAAGAAGAAAAACCAUGGCAGCACCACAGACCAUAGGGAUAGCGAAAAAGGCAGUAGUGCAGGAAGAAGAAGAAGAGGAAGAAAAAAAGGAGCCUGAGCCGCAGAAGCUGACAAAGGCUCAAAGAAAAGCAAGGAAUUCGGCUCAAGGAGGGCAAGGCUCAGGGAGGGGCCAGGUCCCACAAGCUGUAGCCAUGCCGCCCCCUGAGUCGAGCGGGGAGAAGAAAGUUGUAGAACCUCCCGUGAAUGAGGAGGAGGAGGAUGACUGCCUAAGGAACGAGGAGGAUGAAAAAGCAGAGCAAAAAGCCAAGAAGAGGGGCGUUAAGGCCGAUACGGAAAAGGCCCCAGAGCAGAAAAAUAAGAAGUACACAGUUAGGGUGGAGGAAAAAUUUGACGUGGAAGAGAUUAUGGGCCGAAUCCUUGAAGGACAUAACCACCUCAUGAACUUGAAAGAUGUCUUGGCAUCAGCGCCGAAACUGCGAGAAGAGCUCAAGGCACGUUUGUGCAGGAAGAUGGUGGCUAGCGUACGGUUAGGGGCCAUAAUCCUUAAGGAAGCUGAGUGGUCGGAGACCGGUACGAAAAUGGACAGGAAGUCCGUGGCGUGCGGGUGUUUUGAUGUUGUUGUAAAGGGGAAAGCAUGCACGGCAAUGGUCGACACAGGCACAAAAAUGAACCUCAUCAAGGAGGAGGAUGCCGUGCGCCUGGGGAUGGAGAUAGACCGCUCCGACAAUGGUAUUUUAGUAGGCGCAAAUAGUCAGUCCAUUUUUGUGGGGACCGCAUCCAAGGUGGUGCUGGAGAUCAGGAAGUGGUGGAACAAAUGGGAGUUGAAGAAUCUUAGAGGUGGGCUCAAGCAGGGUUCACAAAGGCGGUACAAAAGGGUAGAUCAAAAGUGUCGCCCUGUUCCGGUGCUCAUAGCUGAAGAAAAAGAGGUGUACUACGAGCGGGAGAGAGAAUUGAUACGGCAAAUGCGAGAGGAUGCUGCGAACAUGCCGAGUCGUAUCAAUCCGGAGAUUGAGAAGGCGUUGAUUAUAGGGGAGCCUGGCUUCCUUACAGCGCAGGAAGAGAAACUUAUGGUGGAAACCAUAAGAGGAAGGCAUACUGCAUAUGCCUUCAAUGAUGAUGAGAGAGGACGCCUGGAUGUGGAUAAAAUUCUCAUGAUUAGGAUACAUACUGUGCCGCAUGAGCCGUGGAAUUUGCGGGGCGCACGCUAUCCUAAUCCUGGUGACGAAGAGAAGAUAGUUGACUACCUAGAUGGGAAGAUCCGUACACAUGUGGCAGACUACUCAAGCGGACCGUAUGCAUCCCCAUGGUUUUGUUUUAUCAAACCAAAUAGGACGUUGAGGUGGGUACAGGAUUUACAGCGCCUGAAUGCUGUGACUGUUAGAGAUGCAGGUGGCCUCCCUAACGCAGAUGCGCUUUCAGAGGCAUGCGCUGGGAGGGCUAUAAUAUCUCUGAUAGACUUGUAUUCUGGUUAUGACCAGUUUCCUGUCUACCUAUCUGACAGGCCGAUGAUGGCGAUGCAUACCCCACGAGGGCUAAUCCACAUGAAUGUCGCACCGCAGGGGUGGACAAAUGCGGUUGCUAUGGUCCAGAGGCAUAUGAUGAGAGCGAUGCAGCCAGUAAGCCCUCACAUCACGCAGCCCUAUAUCGAUGAUUUGGCCGUGAAAGGGUCGAAGGUAAAGGAUGAGCAGGAGGUAAUGCCGGGAAUCAAGCGGUUUGUUUGGGAUCAUGUGCAGGACUUGUGUCAAGUCCUGGACUUGCUACAAGAGCAUAACCUCACUGCAAGUGGGCCGAAAUCCAAACACUGUAUGCGAGGAGCGACUAUCUUAGGAUUUGUGUGCGACGAGAAGGGUCGUCGGCCAGAUACUAAGAAGACCAAUAAGAUUCUCGAAUGGCCAAUCCCAUUCGAGACGAUUACUGAGGUGAGAAGCUUCCUCGGAACGUGUGGAUUUUGGAUAAUAUUUAUAAAAGGGUUUGCGACGAAGACGGAGCACCUGCGAAAGCUCGUGCACCAAGGACAAGAUUGGGAGUGGGGAGAUAGACAGGAGUCUGUGAUAAAAGACCUGAAGAAGGAGUUUGAAGAAGGAGGACUGGUACUGGGAGUGCCAGACCAUGCGGCCGUUAUCACCAGACCCUUUAUCAUAGAGACAGAUGCAGGACCGACUGCUUUGGGAGAAGUGUUGAUCCAGAAAGACCUCAAUGGAGAGGAGCGACCGCUAAGAUUCGAGAGUCGAACGCUUAAUACGGCUGAGAGAAACUACUCUCAGUUCAAGCGCGAAACCUUGGCAGUCCUCCACUGCUUGAGAAUUUUCAGAAACUACCUCUUUGGCAGCAGGCAUGCAACGUUCCCUAUCGAGAGCUUCCUGAAGACAUGGAGGCGGCAGGACCUCGAGUCAGAGUUGACGUUCGAGGAACUGCUCGAUCUAAGGGCGCGUCAGAUCGGAGCCAUAGAAGACAGGAUUGAAGGAGCAGCGAGUAAGGUGGCAUAUAAUCGGGCACAUGAUAAGUUCAGGUGGGACAAGAUGGCAAGAGUGAGGAAGGAGUCACUCAGAAUGGGAGACACGAUGCUGUUACGACUACUGAGGAGCUACUACACUCCAGCACGUCAGGCAGAGGAGAGAAAGAGUAUGGAAAAGAAAAGGAAGGAGCCUGAGGCUGAAGGCAGGAGGACUUUUGAGAGAGGUGCCUCGUCCACAUCUCAGGAGGGUGAGAGAAGAAGGGAACAUGCUUCCCACAGGAUGGAGAGAGGAGAGGAGCUGCCGGCUAAGAGGAAUCAGGAGAGGAGGGAGUUAGAGGUGUCUGAGGCUCCUCCUCAGUCUAUUCAGAGACCAGAGGAUCAGGCUAUGACAGAAACAAGACCAGAGGCACCCUGUGAGCUGACAGGACAGAGGAUGGAUGAGGACCAGGCUGCCAGACAGAAGGAAUUGGACAGACAAGAAAGGGCCACCAGGGAACAGGAGAUCAGAGCAGAAGUCAUGAGGAAGAACCUGAAGGAACUCCACAGGAAAGUGGAACAGGGAGAGCGGCCAGUGAACUUGAAAGACAGAAAGGGAAAGAGUGUGAGCAGCCAGCAGGAAGAAGACCCUCCUCUACUCUCUGAAGCGUGGGAGAACUUUGAUAGGUUAAUGGGAGCUGCGAGAGGACCAGAGGGACCUCAACAAGAGAUGGGGGUGAAGUUGGUCUUCGCAGACUUGCUCAUAUUGAAGGGAGUAAUGAAGGAAGGAUUUGCAGCCGCACGAGCAUCAGAUCAAAAGAUUGGAGAGAGACUGACCAAGGUGGCACAGAAGGCCUAUAGUCAGGGGGUGGAAUGGGAGAAGGAGGACAAAGAGUUGAAGAAGAACCAAGAGAGACAGGACCGCGAGCUGGACGCGAUGAAGCCUCAGAACAUGCACAUGCAAGGGAAAACCAAGAGUGAGGAGUUUGAGUGGCAGAUGCCGUCCACUGUGACACUCCUGCAGGUUCGAAGGGGGCUGGAUGUGACACAUCAGGCAGAGGUGGUGAGAGAUGAGGGGGCACCGCCUAUUGAUCGGAUGGUUGCUGAGGGGCAGAUGAUCCAGGGGAGCAAGGUUGAGGCUGAGCAGGGAAUAGGCCAAGAGACCUGUCAGGACUCUACCAUGCCUCAGGGUAUGCCAUUGGUAGCAAAUUUGGAGGAGGCAUUGGGUUUGUGGGCCACAGGGUCUGGUUCAGCAGUGCGAGCGAGUGGGCCAGCGAGACAGACAGAGGAGAGCGCAGCCUGCCCCACACCAUCUGAGACUCCCCAGCAGGAGGUUACGAGCGAAGUUACGGCAGUUCCAUCCUCAAUACUCUCGCAGGAAGAAGAGAAGACGACACGGAAGAAGUCUGGGAAGUGUUUCUACUGUAAGAAGGGCAAACACUUCUCUGAUGAUUGCCCCAAGUUCUAUGAGGAUGAGGCGAGAGGGUUUGUUACCAGAGUAUCCACUGGGAUUUGGAGGGAUAGGAAUGGUAAUUUGGUUGAGAGGUCUUGUGAUGGUGGUAGAAUGCAGUUGUGCGGACAGAUAGGUGAGGGGAUGAUUGACUAGGAUUUGACAUUAGGGUCCGGAAAGGUCUAAACCUUGGCAUGAGUAAAUAUACCUCUGACUC